AUGUUCACGCUCCUAAUUUCGAUUGGGGAUAUUCAAGUGGAGCACGCCAUGUGUGAUUUAGGGGGGUCUAUCAAUGUUCUGCCAUACUCCAUUUAUAAGAAGCUGGGAGAGGCCAAGCUCGUCGAUACUGAUAUAAUGAUACAGUUGGCAGACAGAUCUUGUAUUCACCCGGAGGGAAUUCUGGAAGACGUACUCGUGAAGGUGAAUAACUUUCUGUACCCAGCUGACUUCUUCGUCAUCAAGAUGACAGAGCAAUCAUCAAGGGAGUCAAGUGGAGUUUUCCUGGGAAGGCCGUUCCUGUCCACGGCCAGCACUAUAAUUGACGUCCGUAAUGGGACCAUCAGCUUGGAUUUCAAUGGAGAGCAGUUCACUUUCAAUAUUGGUGAAGCUAUUAAGAGGCCAGCGGACAGCGAAAAUAUGUAUUCAGUAGACGUGACUGAGCCACUAGUGCAGGAGUAUCUGGAGGAAGAAUUCCUACAGAGGCAGUUCACUGAAUCCGCUGCAGAUGAAAAUGUCGAGAGAGAAGUCGCCAAAUGGUAA
Salvia splendens (bonfire salvia) is the source of this 540-nucleotide messenger RNA. RefSeq lists its product as uncharacterized. The coding region runs from base 1 to 540 and encodes 179 amino acids. The transcript has a single exon. The record is from RefSeq and is a predicted model, not a curated record. Lineage: Eukaryota; Viridiplantae; Streptophyta; Magnoliopsida; Lamiales; Lamiaceae.